Molecule: messenger RNA, 690 nt
Organism: Lathyrus sativus (Indian pea)
Lineage: Eukaryota; Viridiplantae; Streptophyta; Magnoliopsida; Fabales; Fabaceae
Source: the annotation of a GenBank genome assembly
AUGGGCGCUGUUUGCUGUUGUUUGAGUUGUGAUGAUGUUGAAGAUUAUGUAAACCCGAACAAUCCCGUGUAUAGGAACUGUGUGUGUCUCAGUUGCUUGGUGCAGAAUCUUUUGAAUGCGUACACAUCAAUAUUCCGAAGAGGUGAAGCACAUUCAAUUUCUUCAUCUCUUCAGGGAACGGCAUCCAUGACUUCUGCAGCCUCACUUGAUAAUUCUCUAUCUGACAUGUACCGUUCUCCUCCAAGGCCCUUACCAUAUGACGCAGAGCCUCGGUUUUUUCGCUCACAACGUGAUGGACUAGUUUCAAGGCGUGAGAAAAGUUCAAGCCAUUCAAAUGAGGAAACUGAACCUCUAAGAAGCGAUGUAGAUGUGGAUCCAGAGCCUUUAAACUCAGCAGACAAAUGGAAUGAAUGUGCCCGCGAAGAUGAGUCGAAGAUAUACCGUUCUAAGUCCGCAUUAAGACUUUCAUCAGCAAAAUAUACACCUGGAGUUGGGCUCGUUUACACCUCAUCGGAAGAAGAGGAUAUCUGUCCAACUUGUCUUGAAGAAUACACCAAAGAGAAUCCAAAGAUAAUGACAAAAUGCUCUCAUCAUUUUCACCUUGGUUGCAUCUACGAGUGGAUGGAGAGAAGUGACAACUGUCCAGUUUGUGGAAAGGAAAUGGAAUUUGAUGAGACAACAUACUCUUGA